Molecule: messenger RNA, 2475 nt
Organism: Closterium sp. NIES-67
Lineage: Eukaryota; Viridiplantae; Streptophyta; Zygnematophyceae; Desmidiales; Closteriaceae
Source: the annotation of a GenBank genome assembly
GCCGAGAGGGAGAUUCCCAAAGGCCCACCCCUCCCCUCUCCUGCUCUGCACAAUCAGAGCCAAGCAUCAGUUCGCAAGUCCGGAAAUCAGACCCAGCGACAUUUAGUACGGGCCCACAUGGGACAUCACAGCAUAAGAGCAAGCAUGAUUCUGCAGCUCGCCAUGGUUCGAUCGAUAGCUCUCGCCCCCUCGAUAUUUAAACCCUUCGAGUACCACCAGUCAAGUCUACAAGACCGACGCUUCUUUUCAUCAUCUGCACCUGAAACUCACACUUCCAUUUCCUCCUGUCGUCGCGAGCUUAGCUUCACGUGGUUUCUCUCGCUCAUCUCCAAGACAGCACCGUGGCCGUUCCUCGUUGUUGAUCCGCCGUCGAUCCUAGUUAAUCCAUAACGAGCCCCUCAUGAGUCCUAGGCCUUGUCCUCGGGGCCCAUUGCAGCCGCAAAUGGUCGUGCCGUCGCCUAUCACAGCCGCGUUUGCUGGCGACUCUAACGAGGGCUCUAAUGCGUUCUCUCAUGCCACCGGUGGAGCUUCCGUUCCAUUUUGGAGUGCUCCCAGGCGCGCCGACAGGGUGGGCAAGGGCGCCAAAGGUGGGCCGCAGAACGCGCUGCACGGCUUCCGCGGGGUGCGGCAGCGCAGCUGGGGCAAGUGGGUGGCGGAGAUCCGCGCUCCGCGCAGCAAGAAGCGCAUCUGGCUGGGGUCGUUUGCGGACGCGCAGACUGCCGCGCUGACGUACGACCGCGCUGCGCGGAAGCUGUACGGGCCGCGCGCACAGCUCAACUUCUGCGAUGGCGGGGAAACGCCAAUUUCCGCCAGCAGCCCUGCUCACGGUGCAAGCGCGCACGCCGCCGACGCCCGCAGCGGGUUGAUCAGCAGCGGAAGUGGCAGCGGGAGUGCGAGCGACAGCGAAGGAGGCGCGUCAGCAAACUUGAUCACCGGCACCGGAGGCAGUGGGAGGGCGAGCUCUAUCGGCACGUCUGCGCCCGUGCCGCGGUGCGCCUCGGAGAACGAUGGCGUGGCGCCGAUGCCGUUGGCGGAGUUUGGGCUUAUGAACGCCAUGGCGACGUUAAGGAGCGAGACGGAGCCUGUGCACAGCGCCGUUAGUGCCAUGAUGGGUUCCAGGUCCGUGGCGUUCAACACAGGAGCUGUCGCUGCAACAAGGUGUGACUAUGGCGGAGCUCUCCCCAGCAUGACUUUCCAAGAGAUCUUCAGCCGCUCCUGCCCGCCCCUCUCGGCCCCUGCUGCGGCGUCCACUGCCCACAAUCCUCCUUCGUUGUCAGCACCCAGCGCGCUCGGGCCUCGAGUGGAGAGGCAGGGCAUGUGGCAAGGCCCGGUUCAGUCAUUCCGCACGCCCGCGGGGAGCGCGGGGUGCAUGGACCCAUCUGCUGAGCGUUGGAAGCCAAAUUUCCAGGUCGAGGAAUCCGUGGCGUGCUCUGGUUGGAGCCAUGGCGGCGCUGCUACUCGCAACAUUGUAACGAGUAACCGAGCUGAGGGUCAGGGAGCCUUCGCACUCGCAGGCAGUGAGGAGGCGAACAUGAGGUAUCCUGCAUGCCCGGCUGUCUUACCCGCCCAGCUGAGUCCGCAACAUUCGCUGGCAGUGCAUGGGGGUCUUGUUCCGUACAGCAGUAUUUUUGCAAGCCCCCCAGUCAUGCCGGUAUCAGGUGCUGAAAUGCCAGGAAUGCACGUGCCAUGGGUGUCUGCUCCGACAUUGCCCUCGGUGCAGGAGAGAGCAAUGAUGCAGGCGUUGAGGGAGAGCAGGGCGCAGCUGGUGAGGGAGCAGAUGGGCGGCAGUGGGAGUGCUGGGAGUGCUGGCAACAUGGCGUGGAAUGGCAGAGGCAUGCAAGGCGCAGACGCAGUGCAAGCGGGGGGGGCAGGCAUGGAGCAUGCGGUGCUGGAUGCAGCAGCCAUUGAGUGCAUGCUGCAGAUCUCAGAAGCCAUGCUCGGCCCUGCUGGCUCUGUUGGCGCUGGUGCUUCUGAUGGCCCUGAUGCUGCUGUGUUGGGGAAACAUCUUCAGCUGCCUCCAUGCGAUUAUCAAUGUCCUGCUGCUGCAGUGACUGAUGCUGCUACUCACCCGGUGCCGGAUGAUGCUGCUGCUUGUGCGGCACUAGGCGGAAGGGUUGCUGAUUUGGUGCCCACUGUUACUUCCAGCAUGGGUGGGGAAUUCUUGAUGUCUAACAACCAGGGCUUGCCAUCACCUGCAGCAUUCUUGGGUUCGGUUGACCAGCCAUCCAAGGGUCUUGCUCUUGAUGUUUUGCUUGAGGACCAGCCAAGCUUUGAGGAGCUGCUGUCCCCAAUGUCCAGGCUCUGGUAGUCCAUUUAAUGUGCAGAAUGCGCUAUUCCAUCUUGUACAUAUUUAUUUCAACAAACUGCUUCAACUUCUCACGUUUUAGAGCAUUCCAUGUAGCUCCCAACCUAGAGCUGGUUUAUUCAGGUGUGUUAGAACCUAGUGACACCGCACCGCACACCACGCAGAACCAG